This is a messenger RNA of Sus scrofa (pig), 546 nucleotides long. The record is from RefSeq and is a predicted model, not a curated record. Lineage: Eukaryota; Metazoa; Chordata; Mammalia; Artiodactyla; Suidae.
UUUCACAAACAGAAACCCUGAGGCUCACGGCUCUCCUGCCCGCAUUGUCCGGGAGAUGACGGGCUUCUGGGUCUGCCACCGUGCUCUCUGCAGGCCUCUGAGUUGCCUAUGCUGGGUGGGAGCAGGGGACACUGCGUUCUCUGGGCUCAAACAGAAGGUCCUGGCCGCCAGACCCAGGCGUCCUGCACCGGCUCUGGAGCCUGGGGCCAUCGCUCUGGGGUAAAUAGGAGGCAGUGCACAGCCGUUUACACAGAAGGUGGCUCCUGCAGCUGCGCAGGCUCCUGCACGUGCAAAGCCUGCAGAUGCACCUCCUGCAAGAAGAGCUGCUGCUCCUGCUGCCCUGUGGGUUGUGCCAAGUGUGCCAAGGGCUGCGUCUGCAAAGGGGCAUCAGAUAAGUGUAGCUGCUGUGCCUGAUGUCGGGGAGCACCUGCCCCAAGAUGAAAAUGGAGGAAUGUGGGCCAACCUGCGUUUUUACAUGACCCUGACUCGAUUGCUACAUUCCCUUCCUAUGAAAUAUGUGAAUGAUAAUAAAAGUUGCUGACACUA